AUGUUACGCCGACGAGAUCGCCGACUUCUGCAGGAUUCAAAAGUCAUCCCUACAGACCAUGUCGCUUCUCAACACCAUCUGCUUGUUAUGGAUUUGAAAAUCUCCCAAGGAAGAGACAUCCAAGGACUGAAGCACAACGCAUCAAGUGGUGGAAUUUUAAGGAUCGAGAGGAGCGUUAUACGCUUGACCGCAGAAAACACUCUGGGAAAGACGACUCUAGGUAAGCCAAAGGUACAAAAGGCUACGUGGUUUUGGAACGAGGAAGUUCAGGCGGCAAUUCGUGAAAAGUCCAAGUAUAAGCUCUGGUGGAGGACACGUCAACCUGAAGAUCGGGAUGCUUACCUAGCGGCGAAGAGAGAGGCUAAGAAGGCAGUCUCCAAGGCGAAUUCGGACUGCUACAAGGCUGUGUAUGACAUGCUAGAUACCGGAGAAGGCGAGCGUUCAGUGUAUCGUUUAGUCAGAGCGCGUCAUCGCUCAACGUUGGAUAUGGAGCACACAAAGAUCGUUAAGGGAGCUGAUGGAGUCGUUCUGCGCCGCUCUAGUCAGAUCCUGGAGAGGUGGCGAGACUACUACAAUCACUUGUGUAACGAAGAGUUCUGUCGUCCUCCCAUCCCAACUGUUCCCAGCGUCGAGGGUCCUGUUCUACCAAUUACUGCCGUCGAAGUCAGUGCUGCCCUCGCAAAAAUGAAGUCGAACAAGGCAACCGGUCCUGAUGACAUACCUGCUGAUGCCUGGAAGCUGCUAGGAGAUCGAGGGCCUAUACGACUGCUGUGCCAUACUAUAGAUGCUAUCCAUGCUGUCCGUAUCCUCCUGGAGAAACAUCGAGAGAAGAACCGCAGUGUGCAUCUUGCUUUUCUAGAUCUCGAGAAAGCUUUCGACCGUGUCUCACAUGAGCUGUUAUGGAUGUCCAUGAGGUCGCAUAGAGCACCAGAAGAAUAUGUGCUGUGGACGAAGCUGCUUUAUGCGAAGCCUACCAGCGUUGUACGAUGUGGUGAUGGAACAAGCAGGCCAUUCCCUGUACAAGUAGGGGUUCAUCAGGGUUCAUCCCUCUCAUCCCUGCUGUUCAUACUGUGCAUAGUCACGAUAACGAAGGAAAUACAGAAUCAGCAUCCGUGGACCCUACUCUUUGCCGACGAUGUCAUGCUCGCGUCGGAUUCUCGAGAUGAUCUUCAAAAACCAGUACAGUCUUGGAAGCUGCAGCAAUAUGGAUUGCGCCUCAACACAUCAAAAACUGAGUACAUGGAGUGCGGACCAAGGAUAGAGGAUGGUUCAAUUCGUGUCGCUGGCACCAAAUUAAACAAGGUUAACUGUUCCAAGUACCUUGGAUCCAAAGUGACUUCCACAGGCGAUAUUGAUCAAGAAGGUCGAGCACGUGUUGAUGCGGCAUGGAUGAAAUGGAAAAUUGCAACAGGUGUACUGUGCGACAAGAAAGUCCCUGUCCGGCUGAAGCCGAAGAUCUACAGGACGGUUGUGCGUCCUGUUGCCCUUUACAGAUGCGAGUGCUGGCCGACGACGAAAGCCUUGGAAAGAGUGUUGCACGCUAUGGAGAUGCGGAUGUUGAGGUGGACGAUAGGUGUAACGCUAAAAGAAAAAGUAUCCAACGACACUGUACGCUCCAUCUUCGGCGUCGUCCCGAUAAUCAAGAAGAUGAAGGAGGCGCAACUGAGAUAG
This is a messenger RNA of Necator americanus (New World hookworm), 1671 nucleotides long. RefSeq lists its product as uncharacterized. The transcript has 3 exons. NCBI's taxonomy places the organism in Eukaryota, Metazoa, Nematoda, Chromadorea, Rhabditida, Ancylostomatidae. The record is from RefSeq and is a predicted model, not a curated record. Bases 1 to 1671 code for a protein of 556 amino acids.